This is a messenger RNA of Xyrauchen texanus (razorback sucker), 6868 nucleotides long. RefSeq names its product arf-GAP with SH3 domain, ANK repeat and PH domain-containing protein 2-like. Bases 323 to 3298 code for a protein of 991 amino acids. Lineage: Eukaryota; Metazoa; Chordata; Actinopteri; Cypriniformes; Catostomidae. Gene Ontology annotation, cellular component: cytoplasm. The transcript has 28 exons. The record is from RefSeq and is a predicted model, not a curated record. Gene Ontology annotation, biological process: positive regulation of GTPase activity. Gene Ontology annotation, molecular function: GTPase activator activity; protein binding.
ACACCCUGCGGCAGUCCCAGCACGACAGCAAACACCCCUACCUCUUAACAGAUGAGGUUUAUUAUCAAACGAGUGUACUGAAUUUGCACUUAAACGGGAAGAGAGAACUAGCACCGUGUGAGAGAGAGUCUCGUUCUCUGUAGUUGGCGACUAAUUUUAAUACAUUCCCAACUUGUCUCAUUCCGCCAAGGACAAAACACAGCGAUGAUCAGACUUCAUAUUUCGUCAUUUUAUUUCUGAGUCUUUUUGGCAUAUAAGUACCACAGCCGGUCAUUGGAAGGAUUCAAACUGAGAUUUGUGGGAUUUUGUUAAAGGAAAUACAAUGCCGGACCAGAUCACGGUGGCGGAGUUUGUGGCGGAGACGAAUGAAGAUUAUAAAUCACCCACCGCCUCAAACUUCACCACGAGAAUGACUCACUGCAGGAAUACUGUAACCGCACUGGAGGAGGCCCUAGAUGUGGACCGUGGUGUCCUUUACAAAAUGAAGAAGUCGGUUAAGGCCAUUUACGCCUCGGGUCUCGCUCAUGUGGAGAACGAAGAGCAGUAUACCCAAGCUCUGGAGAAGUUUGGAGAGAACUGUGUGUACAGAGAUGACCCUGACCUGGGAUCAGCCUUCCUGAAGUUUUCAGUCUUCACCAAGGAGCUCACAGCCCUCUUCAAGAAUCUGUUUCAGAACAUGAAUAACAUCAUUACCUUCCCAUUGGACAGUCUGCUGAAGGGAGAUCUGAAAGGGGUUAAAGGGGAUCUGAAGAAGCCCUUUGAUAAAGCCUGGAAAGACUAUGAGACUAAAGUUUCCAAAAUAGAGAAGGAGAAAAAAGAGCACGCUCGACAGCACGGAAUGAUCCGGACGGAGAUCAGUGGAGCGGAGAUAGCCGAGGAGAUGGAAAAGGAGCGCCGUUUCUUUCAGCUUCAGAUGUGUGAGUACCUCCUCAAAGUCAAUGAAAUCAAGGUUAAGAAGGGUGUCGACCUGCUCCAGAAUCUCAUCAAAUACUUUCACGCUCAGUGCAACUUCUUCCAGGAUGGCCUCAAAGCAGUGGACAACCUCAAGCCCUCAAUAGAGAAACUGGCUACAGAUUUACACUCUAUUAAACAGGUACAGGAUGAAGAGCGCAGACAGCUUACACAGUUACGGGACGUCCUGAAGACCACUCUGCAGGUGGAACAGAAGGAGGACUCACAGGUUAGACAGAGUGCUACCUACAGUCUACACCAGCCACAGGGCAACAAGGAACACGGCACAGAGCGCAGCGGGAACCUUUACAAGAAAAGUGAUGGGCUCCGUAAAGUAUGGCAGAAGAGGAAAUGCACGGUGAAGAACGGUUAUUUGACCAUCUCGCACGGGACAGCUAACAGACCUCCUGCCAAACUCAAUCUUCUUACCUGUCAAGUAAAGCACAACCCAGAGGAGAAGAAGAGUUUUGACCUCAUCUCCCAUGACAGAACUUAUCAUUUCCAGGCAGAAGAUGAACCGGAGUGUCAAAUAUGGAUCUCUGUGCUGCAGAACAGUAAGGAGGAGGCACUCAACAAUGCCUUUAAAGGUGACCAACAUGUUGGUGAGAACAACAUUGUGCAAGAGCUAACCAAAGCCAUCCUGGGCGAGGUCAAGCGGAUGGCGGGUAAUGAUGUCUGCUGUGACUGUGGAGCUCCCGGCCCCACGUGGCUUUCCACCAACCUAGGCAUCCUGACGUGCAUCGAAUGUUCUGGGAUCCACCGAGAGUUAGGCGUACACUACUCCAGAAUCCAGUCAUUAACACUGGAUGUUCUCAGCACCUCAGAGCUCUUGCUGGCCAAGAACAUUGGGAAUGCUGGCUUUAAUGAGAUAAUGGAAGCUUGUCUAAUGGCAGAAGAUGUGAUCAAACCAAAUCCAACCAGUGACAUGCAAGCGAGGAAAGACUUCAUCCUGGCAAAAUACACAGAGAAGCGAUUUGCUUGUAAGAAGUGUCCUGACGCUCUGUCGAAACUGUACACGCUGUGCGAUGCGGUGAAGGCCCGAGACAUUUUCUCGCUCAUCCAGGUUUACGCAGAGGGCGUGGACCUAAUGGAGCCCAUUCCUCUGGCCAAUGGGCAUGAACAAGGCGAGACAGCCCUUCAUCUGGCCGUGAGACUGGUGGACAGAACCUCCCUUCACAUCGUGGACUUCCUCACCCAAAACAGUUUAAACCUGGAUAAGCAAACGGCUAAAGGAAGCACAGCCCUUCAUUACUGCUGCCUGACGGACAACAGCGAGUGUCUCAAACUGCUCCUGAGAGGAAAGGCCUCCAUAGACAUCGCUAAUGAGGCUGGUGAGACCCCACUUGACAUCGCCAGGCGACUCAAACACUUACAGUGUGAGGAACAGCUGAACCAGGCUCUGGCAGGGAAGUUCAAUGCUCAUGUGCAUGUGGAGUACGAGUGGAGACUACAGCAUGAAGAUCUUGAUGAAAGUGAUGAAGAUCUUGACGAAAAGUCCAGUCCUCACCGGCGGGAAGAGAGGCCCAUCAGCUGUUACACACCGGGCAGUAAUUCCCUGCAGCCUAGUCCGGCCAGUCUGGCACGAGAGGCACGAGACACGGUUAAAGACAAACAGCGGAGCUUCGUGCCCAACUUGGUCAACAACGAGACCUAUGGAACCAUUGUUAACACAAACUCAUCAGUCCCCCUUUCCACCUCUGCUCCACCUCUACCGCCACGAAAUUUAGUUCAGCCGUCUGGUCUUGCUGGAAUGGCCCAAGGUUCACCCAGUUGGAAGCCUGGCUCCCUAGAUUUGACAGGCAGGCAGAGAUCUUCCUCUGACCCUCCCAACAUGCAUCCCCCAGCACCCCCCUUACGGGUUACAUCUACAUCUCUUCUUGUGCAGGGUGGUCCUCCCCCUCAUGUGGGUAAAAAUGCAAAUUUGAUGGAGGCCAUGAGUAUACAGUCCAAAACUGGACAGGGGCCCCCUGGUCAGAACAUCAACAGGGCUACAAGCGCGGACAAAAACUUCAACAAAAGCCAGCUGAUGCGCUCAGGAUCCAUUGAGAGACCAGGUAGAUGUCAAAGAAACCGUUUUAGUUCUAAAGAAGUUCCUGAACAAAACACCAUUGGGCAAUCUCUGACCCCUACCCACAUGCAAAGGAAAACAUACCCGCAGAGGGCAAAGCGUGUGAAGGCCAUGUAUAACUGUGUGGCUGAUAACCCAGAUGAGCUGACAUUCUCAGAGGGAGAAGUCAUUGUGGUGGAUGGUGAGGAGGACCAGGAGUGGUGGCUGGGCCACAUCGAGGGAGAGCCCAUGAGAAGAGGAGCGUUUCCAGUAACAUUCGUGCACUUCAUCAUGGACUGAAUGUCAUAGAUCACAGGCACUGAGCUGGACUGAUGACAUCACCUCCCUGCCUCUGCGUGGCAUUACUAACCAUCAUCAUCUUUCAUUCCCCUUGUCAUGAGGCUUGAUCUUUCACUGAGCUUCCAUGAAGACCCCUGGUUCUCACUGUGCAGUGAUGAUCGACUAUCCUGGGGGAUGCAGUUUCAGAUGUAACACAGUUGGAGAUUUUGGUUUUGGAUUUCAAUUUUGGUUUGUGGAACAGGGAUGAGAAUGAUUGUUGUCAGUGACUUUGAUGCAAUAAAGGCACUUUUGACUUGAUUUAUCGUGGUCACAAUGAUAAUGUGAAGAAUGUUGCCAAGAUGAAGGUUUUAUUCCAAGAUGACAUUCACAUCCUUAUUCAUUUUAGAUGGAACAAUUCAAAGUAGCAUUAAUCUUUGGAAUUGGUUUUUGAAGGACACAUAUCUGUGAAUACGGUCUUGUAUGCGCUUUCCGUGACUAGGAAGGAAACGGAAGGAUAUAUGCAGAACCAAAAUAAUUAUAAUAAUUUAAGCAUUCAUUUGGAGAUGAAGGUAAAUGGUGCUAACCUAGGAGUAUGCUAUAAGCACUCUCUCUAACUCUGUUUCCCCUGUUUCAACACUACCUGCCCCAGUGCUGAGUGUAUAAAUAGGCCUUCCAUUGCUCACCCUUGGGAAAUCUCUGAAGUGCACUACGUGAAUUAGAGAGAGAUGGAUAAUUGUACAGUGGGACUUUGAGACUGCAUGUGUCUUGUGUUUAUAAGAAUGAGAUCUUGGGGGGGCCUGGGAAGCUCAGUAAGUAAAGACACUGACUACCACACCUGGAGUUGCAAGUUUGAAUUCAGGAUGUGCUGAGUGACCCCAAUCAGGCUUCCUAAGCAACCAAUUGGCCCGGUUGCUAGGGUGGGUAGAGUCAUGUUGGGUUAACCUCCUCGUGGUCCCUAUAAUGUGGUUCUCGCUCUCGGUGGGGCGUGUGGUGAGGUGUGCGUGGAUGCCAUGGAGAAUAGCGUGAAGCCUCCACACGCACUAGGUCUGCACGGUAGCACACUCAACAAGCCACGUGAUAAGAUGUGUGGAUUGAAUGUCACCACGAGUACUUGGCAUGCAUUGCGAAUUGGGAAUGCUAAAUUGGGGAGAAAAUCCACACAAAAAAGAAGAAAAUAAGAAUGAGAUCUUUGUAAGUAAUUGUAACCCUGGACCUGUUAGUUGUUUUGAGCACCGGGACAGUCUGGUGAACAUUCAAGGUCUCACAGGAGAGCAAAGGAGUGUCAAGGACAUUUAUUUCUGUAUAGAUAUUUAUAAUUCUGAGCUGUCCUUCAAUGUUCUUGAUUUAGAUGCUCUUAUUGAUUUUGAUUAUCUUCAGUAGAACUAUUUCUACCUUCCUUGCGUGCAGGGCUUGAACAUGGAGUACUCAAUGCUGUUUUUAAGUUUGGUGAAUCUCACAAAACAUGUCAAGAAUAUGUCGGCAUCAAAAUUCACUCUAUUAUAAUAAUAAUAAUAAAAAAACUUUUUUGUUUAAAGAAAAUGAAGCCUAUUUUUAAGGACCACUAAGACUUUUUGCACUGGGACAUUAUUCUCAUUCAAAUUAAACACAUUAUAGGGGGGGCUUUAUAGUCAUGAAAAAAAUAAUUAACCUAAAAAAAUACAUAUAUAUAUAGAGAGAGAGAGAGAGAGAGAGAGAGAUAUCACCUGCCUAAUAUUGUGUACGUCCCCUCGUGCCACCAAAACAUCGCCAACCCGCAUCUCAGAAUAGCAUUCUAAGUUACUAUUCUUCUCACCACAGUGCAGAGCAGUUAUCUGAGUUACUGUAGACUUUGUCGCUUUGUUGACCUCUCUCAUCAACAAGGCAUUUCCAUCUGCAGAACUGCCGCUCACUGGAUGUUUUUUGCUUUUUGCAACAUUCGGAGUAAAUUCUAGCGACUGUUGUGCGUGAAAAUCGCAGGUCAACAGAGAAUGGCGAUUCUGCGUUCUGAGAUACGGGUUGGCGCUGACACAAUAUUAGGCAGGUGGUUUUAAUGUUGUAGUUGAUUGUAAACUUCUGACUUCAACUGUGUAUACACAGACCUUAGCUAAAUACAUUUAAACAAUUGACAAUUCCUGACAUUUAAUGAUAGAAAACAUUCCCUGUCUUAGGUCAGUUAGGAUCACUACUUUAUUUUAAGAAUGUGAAAUGUCACAAUAUAGUAGAGAGAGUGAUAUGUUUUUAUUUCUUUCAUCACAUUCCCAGUGGGUCAGACAUUUACAUACACUUUGUUAGUAUUUGGAAGCAUUGCCUUUAAAUUGUUUAAUUUAAGUCAAAUGUUUUGGGGAGCCUUCCACAAGCUUCUCACAAUAAGUUGCUGGAAUUUUGGCCCAUUCCUCCAGACAGAACUGGUGUAACUUAGUCAGGUCUUUAGGCCUCCUUGCUCACACACACUUUUUCAGUUCUGCCCACAAAUGUUCUAUUUUCUCUCUCUCUCUCUCUAUAUAUAUAUAUAUCUCAGCCAACAUAUCAGUUCAAGAUAAUUAUCAGCAUACUACAAGUGUUUAUGAAAGAUAUUUUCAUCAAUAAGCGCGUUUUCAGAAACCAGAUGGGUUUUUAGAGCAAUUGCAUUUAAGUCACUCAUCAUAGCCAGUAAUGUCCCCUUACAACACUUUUAAUCCUUUCGAGAGCAUUGGAAAUCAUAUCCAUCAAUAGAGAUUUAGCAGUAAUUCUGUACAGAAGUAAAAUAGCAAAGUGUUUAAUGUGACAAGUGUUUGAUGUGGUUGCAGAGCAACUUAGAAUCUGUUAUGUAACUUUUAAUUAUAACAAUGUUAGUCUUGAUUGAGCUCAGAACAGAGUGACCUGUAACUGGAUGGAAAUCUCCUCCACACUAUUACUGUCUUCAGCUCACUGUGUGUGAAUGGACCUUACCAUGUGUAACUGUAAAUAAAUGUAGUCUUUGCUUUGUGCAUAUUUAAUGGUAAACAGAGAGCUUAAUUGAUAAUGACUUUUGUUUUGUUGGGUAAAACUACUGCAGUACACUUUUAACUAUAACAGAACCUAUUCAACAUGUUUACCGUUAACGUCAUUGGCACUAAUAUAAACAUAUUGUACAAAUAAAUUCAUUUUUGAUGGGUAACAGUUCUUCAAUAUUUAUUAUUCCUCAACCGGGGGGGUAUACUUUUAUUAAUACAGUGGCCCCAAAAAGGAUUUGGACAUUUAAGCCACUCUUAAAGAUGUAAUAAUAUGUCAGUUGUGGUACAGUUGCAUUGCAUUGCAACGUCAGAACCCCUGAAGUUCACACAGGUGUCCUAGCAGAGUAACCACAAGGGAAGUUCAGCACAUUAAGUAUAGUAGACAUGUUACAUUAAUUUGAAAGCCAAAAGGUGUCUUAACUUUGAUCUGUUUUUGUAUUGCAUUAUCAUUUAAAACCAAAAAAAAAAAAAAAAUCUAUUCUUUAAAUAUUUUGCUUGAAAAGUGUGCGUUUGUUUUUUCUACAAAAUAAAGGCCUCAUUGUUUGACAUUGUGGUAUCAAAUGCAAUGACAUUCAUACAUAAUUAAUGUGGCUGAAGAAUCCUCAUAGUUUCUGUGACCCAUGUAUUUUUGCAACAAAAU